Gastrolobium bilobum is the source of this 750-nucleotide messenger RNA. RefSeq lists its product as uncharacterized. Bases 1 to 750 code for a protein of 249 amino acids. The transcript is spliced from 3 exons. NCBI's taxonomy places the organism in Eukaryota, Viridiplantae, Streptophyta, Magnoliopsida, Fabales, Fabaceae. The record is from RefSeq and is a predicted model, not a curated record.
AUGGCUCGCGGUAACAACCGACCACCGCCUUCUCCGGAUCAAUCCUCCGGUUCUGGUUCCUCUUCUAUUGAUCCUUGGAGUCGCGCUAUGGUCCUCGCUCUUACUGCGAAGAACAAAUCGUGUUUCGUCGAUGGCUCAGCUCCUCGUCCUCCCAACACUGAUCUUCUUUUUUCGGCAUGGAACCGCUGCAACUCCAUGGUCAUAUCCUGGAUUCUCAACUCUGUUUCCAAAGCUAUUGCUGAUAACUUGGUGUAUAUCCCUAAUGCUUCAGAAGGUUCUCGUGAUGUGAACUUCUAUUAUACGAAGCUCAAGAUUCUCUGUGAUGAACUCCAAGCUUACAUACCCACACCAUCGUGCACUUGUCGUGGUCUCCGUCAACUUUUCCUUUCGCAGCAACAACACGAUGCCCUCCAAUUCCUAAUGGGUCUCAAUGAUUCGUUUUCUUCAGUACGAGCUCAGAUCCUUUUAAUGGAUCCUCUUCCCUCAAUCGCUUGUGUUUUCUCCUUGGUUCUUCAAGAGGAACGACAAAGGCAAAUCAAUAUUACCCUUCCCCAACCCCCUGAUACACCUCUUCUUAAUUCCAUUUCCAACUUACCCACACCCAUCCCCUCCGCUGAUUCUAACUCCGGUCCUCCAACUACAGCUGCCUUCUUCAAUCGCCUUUCUCGUCCAUUUUGUACCCACUGCAACAAAGAAGGUCAUGGUCGUGAAAAGUGCUUUCGCCUACAUGGGUUUCCUCCUGGCUAUUAG